UGCGGUUCCGGUCGGGCCCGCACCGGCUCCGUCCGCGCUCGCUCUGCGCCCGGACCGCGCUGAGGCCGCAUGGCGGAGGGGGACGCCGGCAGCGACCAGAGGCAGAAUGAGGAAAUCGAGGCGAUGGCGGCCAUCUACGGCGAGGAGUGGUGUGUCAUCGACGAUGGCGCCAAAAUCUUCUGUAUCAGGAUCAGCGACGACAUAGACGACCCCAAGUGGACGCUCUGCCUGCAGGUGAUGCUGCCGAGCGAGUAUCCGGGCUCAGCGCCCCCUGUGUACCAGCUGAAUGCUCCUUGGCUUAAAGGGCAGGAACGGGCAGAUUUAUCGAACAGCCUGGAGGAAAUAUACAUACAGAAUAUUGGUGAAAGUAUUCUUUACCUGUGGGUGGAGAAAAUAAGAGAUGUCCUAAUACAAAAAUCUCAGAUGGCAGAACCAGGCCGGGAGGUGGAGAAGAAAACGGAAGAGGAAGACGUGGAAAGUGAAGAUGAAGUCCUCGUGGCGUGCCAGCCCGAGACUCCAGGUCGAGCGCUGGGCUUCGACGUCAGUGCCGGUCAGACAGAAAUGGAAGAGCUGCCCCCGAUCGACCACGGCGUGCCCAUCACCGACCGGCGGAGCACCUUCCAGGCGCACCUGGCUCCGGUCGUCUGCCCCAAGCAGGUGAAGAUGGUUCUUGCCAAAUUAUACGAGAACAAGAAAAUCGCUAGCGCCACCCACAACAUCUACGCGUACCGAAUAUUCUGUGAGGACAAGCAGACCUUCCUGCAGGACUACGAUGACGACGGGGAGACGGCGGCCGGCGGGCGCCUGCUGCACCUCAUGGAGGUCCUGGACGUGAGGGACGUGCUGGUGGUGGUGUCGCGCUGGUUCGGCGGCGUCCUGCUGGGGCCCGACCGCUUCAAGCACAUCAACAACUGCGCCCGGAGCAUCCUGGUGGAGAGGAGCUACGUGGGCUCGCCGGAGGAAUCAUCGAAGGCUUUGGGGAAGAACAGAAAAGUGAGAAAGGACAAGAAGAGGAGUGAACAUUAACACCCGACACGACUUCAAGGUCCACUUACCUGUCAUCAGAUGCCAGUUCCACACUCACAGGCUGCCUGGUGCAGGGAGGGCCCCGGCCCCGCAGCCAUCCUCACGGCACCAGCAUCGUCUCCGCUCCGUGGUCACGUCAUCGCCAGCACCAAAACCUGCGCUGUGUCCCGGGGGCUCAGGCUGCUCGGCAGACGUCGCAGGAACCUCAUCACCACCCCCCGGCUGAGGAAGGGAAGUUGCCCAGGGCCGCGCCUGGACUGUCCGAUUCAGCCCGUGUCAAGUGCCUUUGGCGGUGGGGCGCGCGGUCUCGGGGAGCGUCAGCGCCUGGCUCUGUGGUCGGGACUCGCUUUGCUGAGGGACACGGCCCGCUGCUCUUUGCGGCUCAUGGACAGGACUCGCUGAGGACGGACCUGGGAGUUUCUCCCUGUGGUUUCAGUUCUCAGGGCGUCAUCCCUGGUGAGGGGCGAGGCGGGAACGCAGGCGUGUCCACCGGCAGCGACGGGCUGGCGUGACUCGUUCACACUGUGGGCUUAAGGGUUGUGCCUCGGUUUCUGCUGCAGGUUGGUGACUGUGAGUUUCAAAAAGUGAUUUUCUAGCCUCUGCCCUUUUGGUUUAAUCCUCGUGAUGUGAAGCAGGGAACAUGGUGUCAGUACCUCCCUCCCGCCCCUGACGUGUGUCUCUUCUGUGUCUUCAACCAGGAAGUACCUUUCCUGUGACCUCUGAGGAGAGGGCUGUGCUGGGAGCAAGGCUGUGGCUGACGCGGAGAGAGGAAGGGAGAGGGAGAGAGAAACAUCAGUGAUGAGAGAGAGUCACUGAUUGGCUGCCUCCUGCACGCCCCCCACUGGGCAUCAAGCCCACAACCCAGGCAUGUGCCCUGAUCGGAAUCGAAACCACGACCCUUCAGUCCACAGACCGACGCUCUAUCCACUCAGCCAAACCGGCUAGGAUGGAUUCUGAGAAAUAAGAUCUAAAUUAUAUUUGUUGUACGUGUUUAAUGUUGCCACUUAUCAAUUGUCAUCAGAGGGUGACAUAUGUAUUUAGGUAGGACACAUCAAGUUCCAUGAAAAGCUAAGUAUGUCCUAUUAUAACUUAAAAAAACUGAAGUUAAAAACUACCAAUUAGCAUGAACAUAAUGUCACGAUUUUGGCACAUCAAGCCUGUGGUAGGAGCUAUAAAACAGUCGGAAUUUGGUGCUGCAGAAAAAUAAAUGUGAGUUCAUUUUUCUGUACCACCAAAUUUGAAUUUAUUUCUUGCUGAUUUAUCUAAUAUUUACUAAGGUCUUUUAGAAAACCUUUAUUUCUGGGAUCUCAUUUUUCUUUAAAAGCAAUCUUAUUUUUGCUUCUUUCUACAGAAUUAUUAGCCACAUUUUCCUGACUAAGACACCUCAUUUCCUUUGCCCUGGCAGCUAGUUAAUGAGGAGAAUCUCAAAGUCCCCGAUUCUGGAGCCUGAGCUAUUUCAUUCUCUGUUUGGAUGGACCUCUCUCCAAUAAUCGUAUCUGUUUUUCUCUAUUUAAAAUUUAUCUCGAGUCCAGGCCCGUUUGGCUCAGUGGUCCUCGCACCGAAGGGUCGAGGGUUCGAUUCCCAGUCCAGGACACAUACCUGCGUUGCAGGUUCAGUCCCCACCCAGAAUUGGGGCUCGUGCAGGAGGCAACCCAUCGAUGUGUCUCCCACAUCAAUGUUUCUCUCUCCCUCCUCCCUCCCUUCCAUUCUCUGAAAAUCAGUGGAAAAAAUAUCCUCGGGUGAGGAUUAACAAAAAAAAUGAUUGCGAUUAGAUUUUCAAAUUCUCCAAGUAAUGUUCUCUAGCCGUCCACGUGGCGGCACAUGUACGGUGCGUUGUAUUAUUGAACGUAUUCCCCACGGGCCAGCACAGGAGCAGGUGGCGUCUGCAUUUUAAACGGGAACGAACGACUGUGGUUUGGAGGCGUGGACCACGGAACCGCCUGCGUGGAGAGGAGUGUAUCAGUGCUCUCGGCGGGAAGACGGCAGGAGGCGGGGUGUG
Molecule: messenger RNA, 3025 nt
Organism: Eptesicus fuscus (big brown bat)
Lineage: Eukaryota; Metazoa; Chordata; Mammalia; Chiroptera; Vespertilionidae
Gene: IMPACT
Product: impact RWD domain protein
Exons: 11
Coding region: 70-1026 (318 amino acids)
Biological process (GO): regulation of translational initiation
Cellular component (GO): cytoplasm
Molecular function (GO): protein binding
Source: RefSeq, a predicted model, not a curated record